Messenger RNA from Entamoeba invadens IP1, 225 nucleotides. RefSeq lists its product as hypothetical. The record is from RefSeq and is a predicted model, not a curated record. Gene Ontology annotation, molecular function: GTPase activity; GTP binding. NCBI's taxonomy places the organism in Eukaryota, Evosea, Mastigamoebida, Endamoebidae. The annotation marks the transcript as partial. The transcript has a single exon.
AAAUCACUUGCUGUCUUGGUUGAAACUAAAGUUGAUUUGUUAUUUAAUAACAACAAAACAACAGAAGAACAUUACGACUUCGUAGAAAACGAUGAAGGAAUCAAAUUAGCAAAAGAAAUUGGAGCUUUUGGUUUUUUUAAAACGUCAGCAGAAUACAAUUUAAAUAUUCAAAAAAUGUUUGAAUAUGUAUGUGUAAAUUCACUGAAAUACAAGAUCCCAAAAUAA